Molecule: messenger RNA, 10593 nt
Organism: Aspergillus lentulus
Lineage: Eukaryota; Fungi; Ascomycota; Eurotiomycetes; Eurotiales; Aspergillaceae
Source: RefSeq, a predicted model, not a curated record
AUGUCGUCAAGCGCCAUGUUCGAGUUAGAGUGCCCGGCAUACUGUCUGUUCACAUCCGGGAGUACCGGGGAGCCCAAGGGCUGCAUGGUAAAUCAUGGCGCCUUUGCGAGUAUUGCGGACCACUGCAUCGCGAUUAGUGUCAAUGCAUCUAGCCGUGUGCUCCAGUUUGCUUCCUACAGCUUUGGGAUAUCCCUUAUCGAGAUAUGGUGUACCCUCAUUGCUGGAGGAACUGUCUGCGUGCCUGCAGAAGAGGACAGAGAUAGUCGACUCUCUGACGUUAUCAAUGAGUUCAAAGUAAAUUACGCCCUAUUGACACCUACAGUGCUGGAUUCAUUGACGCCAGAGAGUGUGCCCACUGUGAAAACUUUGCUAGUCGCGGGAGAACCUCUGAAAGAGUUCCAGGUUGGUCGUUGGGCCCAGGCCGUAAACCUUUAUCAGGGUUAUGGUCUAACGGAGUGGGCGGGAUUAUUCUCGAUCUCGCCUAAGGUGCAGUCAAGUGGGGACCUUGGCUGCAUUGGCUGUCCCAUUGCUGGCAGAUGCUGGCUUCUUGACCAGUUUUCUCCCAACAAGCUGGCCGGAAUUGGCACGGUAGCUGAGUUAGCGAUUGAGGGCCCUAGCCUCGCACAGGCAUAUAUCAAUGACCCCGCACGCACCUCUACAAGCUUUCUAGAGUCACCGCAGUGGAUGCCAAAUAUUUAUGAGGAAGGUCACAACAAGAAGGUGAUCUACCGCACGGGCGACUUGGUUUACUAUGAUUCCCAAGGAAAUCUCCGGUAUGUCUGCAGGAAGGACAGCCAGGUUAAGAUACGUGGUCAGCGUGUCGAGCUGCGUGCGAUAGAGACUCAGAUCGGCCAGAAUGCUGUCGUGGAAGACAUAAGGCCAGUAGAUGAUACCGAUCAAUCAGUACUGGUGGCAUUCGUACCGGUUAAAUCCCUUAGUGUGCGUUGCCUCGACAUUCAUGAGCAAGCGGGCAAUGUUUCCACCGCGAGGGUGGAUGAAGCAUUCAAAAGAAGUGCCGCUUUGACGAAGAAAAGACUUGAAGCGCAGCUACCAAAUUACAUGGUACCAAGUAUUUUCAUACCGGUUCAAACAAUGCCAUUGACAAUAUCAGGCAAGGUCGAUCGUCUGAAGCUGCGGACUUCCGUGAGCGGACUUUCCCGCCGCCAGAUUCUGGAGCUGGCGGGACUACGACAUGGUGUUAUUAUGCCAUCUACAGAGCAAGAGCAAACACUGCAUAGGCUCAUCGUAGACUUAUUGAAUCUCAAGGCCGAUGAGGUGGGCAUGGAGCAAGACUUCAUUUCACUCGGGGGUGAUUCAGUCAUGGCAAUGCGGCUGGUAGGCAAGGCACGACACGAAGGUUUACACUUCACGGUUCAGGAUGUCUUCAAAAUGCCCGUGUUGAGGGAAUUGGCCCUGGUAGCGAAGGUGACGGACAGGGAAGACCCUCGCCCAGACAUCAAGCCAUUCAGUCUUCUUGAACCAACUUCGCGAGAGGCUACAGUUGCUCUGGCCGCUCAGGUUUGUCGGGUAAGGCAAGAGCGAGUCGAGGAUGUAUAUCCUUGCACUCCUCUCCAGGAAGGAAUGAUGAUUCUUGGGGCACAGCAAAAGGGGAAGUAUAUCGCACGGUUUGUCUAUCGAUUGGAGCCCACCGUUGAUCUGGCCCGGCUUCGUGCGGCCUGGGACCAGACCGUUAUUGCCAAUCCGAUUCUUCGAACUAGAAUCAUCGAAACGGAUGGAAAAGGAAUGCGUCAGGUUGUCGUGCGGGAGACAAUUGUGUUGACUAAUGUCGCUGAAGCCCAACCAGUGCCAACGAGCUUCGGUGACCGCCUGAUAAAUGCAAAUCUGAUCGAGGCCAAAGAUGGACAUUCCGACUCAUUCAUGAUUCUGACGAUGCAUCAUGCGAUAUGCGACAGAUGGUCUGUGCAGCAAUUGAUGUGCCAGCUGGAGAGCGCGUACAAAGGGGUAGCACCGAGCCCUAAUUCUUUCAGCCGGUUUAUCCAGCAUAUUCAAGACAUGGACACAACAGCCGCUGAGGCGUAUUGGAAGUCCCAAUUUAGUAGCCUGGAAGCAGAGGCUUUCCCUAAGCUUCCCUCGAAGGACUAUAGACCCAACGCAACCGAGUCGAUGACCCAACGAAUCGAUCCGCCAUAUGGAACUCCAACAGGAUUCACAAUGUCCACGAUACUCCGACUCGCACUGGCCAUUGUCAUCGCGCACUAUUCCAGUUCUCCUGACGUUGUGUUUGGAGCUACGGUCACCGGCCGGGCAGCUCCCGUGCAUGCGGUGGAAACAUUGACCGCACCCACCGUCGCUACAAUUCCGGUGCGAGUAAAGCUGGACCCCAGCAGCAAGAUCACCGACGCUCUUGAUAUGAUCCAAACCCAGACCAGUGAGAUGACGGCCUUUGAGCAAACCGGCUUACAGGCCAUAUGUAAGUGCAGUCCGGAAGCAGACACUGCUUGUCGUUUCCAGACCCACCUCAUCGUUCAGCCCUCAUGGGAUGCGACGACACAUACCCUCUUCGCACCAGUUACAGAGGGCGCCACAACGGCAGGCGGUUUUACGGCCUAUGCACUGGUCGUGCUCUGUAAUUUAAUGGACAACUCCAGUGUAAAUGUUACAGCUGAGUUCGACACCGGGGUGCUGAGCACCAAUGAGAUGACAUGGAUCUUGAAACAUUUUCAACACGUUGUUCUGCACCUUCUCACAAACCCGGAGCAAAAGAUAAGCCAUGUUCCCACAAUGAGUGACUUCGAAGUGGAUCAGCUACGCCAAUGGAAUCGAACACUACCGUCGACAAUCUCUUCAUGUGUCCAUGAGAUUAUUCGUCAGCGAUGCAUCGACAAUCCCAGUUCCAGCGCAAUCUGCGCGUGGGACGGCGAUUUCGCCUUCGACGAACUCGACCUUUGGUCGGCUCGGCUUUCCACAUUCCUCGUACACCGGGGUGUAGGACCCGACGUCUUUGUGCCUAUCCUGUUCCAGAAGUCUCGGUGGGCGAUAGUCGCCAUGUUGGGGGUUAUGAAAGCAGGAGGGGCCUUCGUGAUGCUGGACCCGAUACAACCACGGCAAAGGUUGAUGGCCAUCUGCAAACAGAUCAAUGGACCUGUCCUGAUAUCCCAUAUGGAAAACGAACACCUUGCUGCGAUGCUACACCCAAAAACCGUCAUUUUAGACGAGAACAUCAUUAACAUGCUGUCAACCAAUCAACAAAGCGUUCCAGAAGCAUCAGCGCGUCCCGAUGCCGCACUGUAUGCAGUCUUCACUUCGGGUACCACUGGAACCCCAAAGGGCGUCGUCAUUGAGCAUCGGUCAUAUUGCUCUGGAGCCAUGGCCCAUAUAGAGGCAUGCGGAAUGAGCUCACAGACUCGAAUGCUGCAAUUCGCCUCAUAUUCGUUUGAUACCAGCAGCAUGGAGAUCCUCAGUACUCUGAUGGCAGGCGGGUGUGUUUGCGUCCCAUCUGAGCAUGGACGUAAGAACGAUCUGGCCAACGAAGCAGCACGUCUGAAAAUAACACAUGCAAUCCUGACCCCGUCGCUGGCUCGUCCCUUGCUGAGUACCUCGACAUUUGCAGCAACAACCAUCAUUGUAGUGGGAGAGCCCAUGACGAGAUCGGAUGUCUCGCAGUGGACGAGGCACUAUCGAUUGAUGAAUGGAUACGGCCCAUCGGAAUGCUCUGUAAAUGCCACUCUGCAGCCAAACAGUGGCACCGGCCCGGACAUUGAUCCCGCCAAUAUCGGGUUCCCAACGGGUGCUGUUUGUUGGAUUGUCCAUCCAGAAAAUCACAACAUCCUACGUCCCAUCGGUGCCGUGGGGGAAUUGUUGAUCGAAGGACCGAUUGUCGGUCGAGGAUACCUCAAUGAUCCGGAUCGGACCAGGGCUUCUUUCGUAAGCGCUCCCCCGUGGUUGCGAGAUAUCUGCCCUAGAGAGGGUGGCACCAGGCUGUACAAAACGGGGGACCUCGUCAAGUAUACAAAGGAUGGUUCAGUCGUUUACGUCGGACGGAAUGAUACACAGGUCAAAUUGCGAGGACAGCGCAUUGAGCUGGGGGAGGUAGAAGACCAUAUACGGCGAUGUAUUCGCGGCAUUGUUGACGUUGUGGUUGAAAAGGUUCAACCAUCAGCACCCACUGACAGUCCCUGUCUUGUGGCUUUCGUCGUCACACAACAGCAGACACCGGAUAACAAUGCUGAGGCGGUGGACCUUUUUGCAAAGCCAACCGACAGCUUUGCGGCACUUGCAGCAGCAUGCCAUACCAAACUACUCGCCUCUGUACCGGAAUACAUGGUCCCUGAGAUCUUUAUUCCCUUGUCUUCAACGCCGCGUACCGUGUCAGGCAAGACUGAUCGUCGUCACUUGCGGAGCAAGGCAUCCCAGCUUUCGUUUGUCGAGUUAAGCGCCUUCAGAUCACCGAGGCCAGAAAAGCAAAUGCCAAUUAAUCAAGCCGAGCACGUGCUGCAGGCGGUUUGGUCACAGGUGCUGAAUCGACCCUUGCAGGAUGUAGGAAGGAACGACAGCUUUUACCAACUGGGAGGAGACUCCAUUUCUGCCAUGCAGGUCGUGGCUCUGGCGUCCUCAAAAAACCUCUUCACAUCGGUCGAGGAUAUCCUGCGCUUCAAGACAAUCGCCGACAUAGUUGAUCAGGGCAGGCGGCAUACCAGACCUGACAUCCGGACAGGCCAUUCUUUUGGGGUGCCUUUCGACCUGGCACCCAUACAGCAACUUUUCUUUGAGAGACAAAGUAAAGUGACCCAUCGGUUCAACCAGGAAUUCCUCGUUUGCGUUACCAGGCGAGUCAGUUUAGAUCAAUUAAGACAGGGCCUUCAAACCAUCAUCUCCAGGCACCCCAUGCUAUGUUCAGUCUUUUUGCGACAGUCCAACGGACAAUGGCAACAGAUGCUCCGGCAUAUGAACGACAGCAACUCUCCGUGUGUCCACCACAGUGUGGUCCGACGCGAUGCGUUUGAUGCGGCUCUUACAGCCACUCGCCGGUCACUGAAUAUUGAGAGCGGUCCUGUUUUUGCCGCACAUCUGGUGGAUGUUCCCGAUGACGAGAGGCAGUAUUUGUUUUUGGUGGCUCAUCAUCUGGUCAUUGAUCUGGUAUCAUGGCGUAUUAUCUUUGCUGACCUGGAAAGUACCUUGAAAGAGGGGCCGCUUUGCGCGCCCCCGUCGGUAUCUUUCCAGACGUGGUGCUCUCUACAGGACCAGUUCUGCAGGGAAUCUCUCCCUCCAGCCCAGGCACUCCCAAAAGCCCUACCCCAGAAUCAUCACACCGACCCCAAAAUUCUGUGGGGUCUUUCUGGAAGGGCUAAUACUUUUGGGGAUAUUGCAACCGAAAGGUUCACGGUGGAUUGGGACGUCUCGCAGCAGCUGCUGGGUGGGGCUAAUCAGGCCUUCAAUACCAGGUCCGUCGAAAUCUUCAACGCCAUCGUUCUGUAUUCAUUUGCCGGGGUCUUCCAGGAUCGUCCUCCUCCCUUGGUAUUCUCCGAAGGCCAUGGCCGCGAGCCUUGGGACCGUUCCAUUGACCUGGCCCAAACCGUUGGAUGGUUUACGACGCUGUGGCCGGUCAUCGUGGAUAUGCAGAAAGGAGAAGGUUUUAUCCAGAUCCUGCGCCUGGUCAAAGACGCCUAUCGCCAGAUCCCCAAAAACGGAUGGGCAUAUUUCGCGUCAAGAUAUCUUCAUCCCGAAGGUCGCCAGAGUCUUCAUACUCCUUACUCAGCUGAGAUCAUCUUUAACUAUACGGGCGAGUAUCAACAAUUCGAACAGGCGAAUUCCCUCUUCCAAUCCGAUAUCCACACAAUCCAAGGGGCCCUGGAUGCCGCAGACGAUGUCGAGCGCCUCGCUUUGUUCGACGUGACGAUAUCAGUGUCGCACGGGUGCUUGCAAUUCCAUUUCAUAUAUAAUCGCCAUAUGUUGCAUCAACAGGCCAUCCAAGAUUGGAUCCAAGCAUGCAAGCUCAAUGCAACCGCUGCGUGCAGAUCCUUAUGUGGUCGCCCAUGCAGGCCCACCGUGUGUGAUUUUCCCCUAAUGUCGCUGUCGUACCACCAGCUCGAUGAAUUUAUCGAUAACACCUUACAAUCCAUGGGAUUCACAUGGGAUGACGUGGAAGACUGCUAUCCCUGUUCCCCGGCACAGCAAGGGAUGCUCGUGGCGCAAGCAAAGGACGCGGGCAGCUACAUGGUCCAGGUGACAUGGAAGAUCGAGUCGAUGGACGGCCAAGAAAUGGACCUGCUUCGUCUAAAGCGCUCCUGGGAGGAGGUCGUCAAGCGUCAUGCGAUUCUGCGAACCAUUCUUGUCGACGGAAUAUCCGGCGGCUCAUACCUUGACCAGGUGGUGUUGAAAGCCACGUCUCCAAAGUUGCUCCCCAACCGAUGUGCGCGAUCCGGGCAGACGAAGGGAGAGCUACUGUAUACCAUGACCUUUUCUGAUAAUGAGGGUAAUGGCUGUGUUUGUCAGUUAGAGGUCAAUCACGCUAUUAUUGACGCGGCAUCCUUGGACAUUCUGAAACGAGAUCUCAUCUCUCAGGCAUGCGAUGAAUGCUUGCCCGGUUGGCAGCGCCCCUUGUACAGUGAUUUCCUCCGGUACCUGCACAGCCAGCCAUCAGAGCCAGCACACCAAUAUUGGAAGGCCUAUCUACACGGUGUGCAGCCCUGUCACUUUCCGAGCCUCGUAGCCGACCACCCUGGGCCUGCUGCCUUGCGGCACGUGUCGAAACGUCUCCCCAAUGGCCCUCAAAUCCAUAAAUUUUGCAAGGAAUCAGAGAUCACUAUAUGGAACAUCGUCUGCCUUGCCUGGACGUUCGUUCUACGGUGUUAUACGUAUGCGGAACAGGUAUGCUUUGGUGUUGUAAAGUCGAGCCGAGACCUGCCAAUCAGCAAUGUCGAACACAUUGUCGGACCAAUCCUGAACAUGCUUCCGUUCUAUCUGUCCCUGGAUGGAACGGAGAUCGCGGAUCAGGUGCUCCAAACCAUUAAACAAGACUAUCUCGCGAGUCUUCAAUAUCAGACCGUCCCGCUGUCUGAUAUUCAUCAGCUGGCUCAGACCUCUCAGCAGCCCCUCUUCAAUACGGCAGUCACAGUACAACGUGCGCAUGGCUGGGGCGACAAGAGCAACGGCCGUAUGAGGAUUGAAACCCUAUCCAAGGACGAGACCACGGAAUACGACCUUCUACUGUCGGUCGACUACACCGAUGAUACCAUUGAUGUCCAGCUCCGAUAUAAGACGGGAACACUGUUUGAGCCUCACGCCCGCAGUGUGUUGGCCACGUUCGAGGAAGCCCUGUCCAGCGUCGUCCUCAACAGUAAACUGGGAAUCGAUCAAAUCAAUCUCGUCGGUUGUGAAGACCAAGCUCUUAUUCGGAGCCGCAAUUCCUCCCUUCCUGCUACGGUUGAAUCGUGUAUUCACGAUAUGAUUGACCUCCAAUGUUCCAAACGACCUCAUGCCACAGCCGUCUGUGCAUGGGAUGGCGAUUUCACGUUUCAUGAGAUCAAGGCUCUGUCGUCUAGGCUGGGCAGUCAUCUGACCAUGAAAGGGGUCUGUCCCGAAGCGAUCGUGCCUAUUUGUCUCGAGAAAUCCCGCUGGACCGUGGUUGCGAUGCUCGGGGUGUUGAAAACGGGCGGUGCAUUCGUUCUCUUGGAUCCGUCUCAUCCUUAUGCGAGGUUGCGGACACUCUGUGAGCGAGUGUGCGCGAAGGUGAUCCUAUCUUCACAGGAGAAGGUUGAGCUGAGCCGAAAGCUCUGUGACGAUGUGGUGAUCGUCAGCACCGACGGUUCCUCAUUGUGGUCCGACACCCUUAUGACCAACUCUGCCAGACCCGCGGCACAGCCAAGUAAUGCGGCAUAUAUCAUUUUCACCUCCGGCUCGACCGGUACACCGAAGGCCGUUGUCAUCGAACAUCGGGCGUUUUGUACGGGGGCGUUGAGUCAAAUCGCCGCACUUCACCUCAACGAGGCCACCCGAUUCGCCCAGUUCUCUUCCUUUGCGUUCGAUAUCUGUAUCCUCGAGCAUUUUGCCACCUUGAUGGCGGGUGGAUGCAUCUGUGUCUUGUCGGAGUCACAGCGCCAGGACCGAUUAGAGGAACAUCUCCAAUCUCUCCACGCCACACAUGCCCUACUGGUUCCUUCGGUUGCCCGGCUCCUCUCGCCGACGGAAAACACCCUCUCGACCCUCAUCCUCGGCGGAGAGUGCAUGAGCCAGACGGAUGUGUCCACUUGGGCCGAUCGUGUCCGUCUCCUCAAUAUCUAUGGACCCGCCGAGUGCUCUGUCAUCUCGACGGUGCAGGCUUCGGUCCGACGGGGAUCCGAUCCCCGGAAUAUCGGCCAUCCCUGUGGGUGUGUUUGCUGGAUUGUGGACUCCUAUGAUGUGAACAAACUGAUGCCCAACGGUGCUGUUGGAGAGUUAUUGAUUGAGGGGCCGAUUGUCGCCCGUGGUUAUCUCGACGAUAUUGAACGGACCGCUGAGGCUUUUGUUCGGCCACCGGCGUGGUUUGGAGAUCGCAGAAAACCGAGUAGCUUUUAUCGCACCGGCGAUUUGGCCCGAUUCAAUGUCGAUGGCUCGUUGACGUUCCUGGGACGCCGAGAUAUGCAGGUGAAGUUACGUGGUCAACGGAUUGAGCUCGAAGAGGUGGAGGCUCAUGUGCGGUGGGCGUUGGACGGUGCUGUGGACGUUGUGGCCGAGGUGGCGGUCCCUGAAGGAGUCCACCGGAAUCCUGUGCUCGUCGCCUUUGUUCUGUUUCUGUCGAAUGAUGCUACGUCCCCGGCCGAUGGUGUGGUCCUGACUGCUCCCUCCACAGCCUUCUAUACGAAAGUCGCCGGGGCAAAGACCAAACUCCAACAGUCCGUUCCCAGCAUGCUGGUGCCGUCCAUAUUUGUUCCCAUACUACGUCUUCCACGCACAGCGUCCGGGAAAAUUGAUCGCAAGUCUCUCCGGCAGACCUUCGAGGCCUUUUCACCGGAUGAUCUGGCGAAUUUCCGGACUCAUCCAUCCGCAGGUCCGCAGAACCCUCCAUCCACGGAGGUCGAGCACAAACUACGGCAAAUCUGGGCAGAAGCUCUUGCCCUCUCGCCAUAUUCGAUCGGGUUAAGUGACAAUCUCUUCCACUUGGGGGGCGACUCCAUUGAUGCCAUGAAAGUUGCCGCUCUUUCCCGCACGGCCGGGAUCCCCGUGAGCGUUGCCAGUAUAUUUGCCGCGCCCACGCUCGAGGAUCUCGCGAAGAAAGCCGCCUCGACCACCUUGACAGAGACGAUCGUUCCCAGAUCAUCCUUCAGCAUGGUGCGUUCCGAGGUUCGCAACUAUUUCACUGCAAGACUGGCGACGCACGAACCGAGCGCACGCGAUCCGGUCAUUUCCGAUGUGCUUCCGGCCACCGAAGUCCAACGCUUUUUCAUUGAGCGUCGCACCCUGCACUAUUAUAACUUUGCAUUCUGCGGGAAUCUGGACUCUGGCAAACUUCGGAGGGCAUGCGAAGUGAUGAUGGCCCGAUAUGCCAUCCUUCGUACCCUCUUUAUGGUGUAUGAAGGCGACCUGUUUCAAGUCAUUCUGAACACACUCGAGGCCCCAUUUGGCCAUCAUCACCAUAAAGGCAAUGAUCUCCGAGCCUUCGCCCAGCAGCUGUGGGCGGACGAUCGGAGCCAGUUCAAUAUCCUGACCGGACCCGCCAUUCGGUUCAUCCUCGUCUCCGGCUCGGGACCGAACCACAUCUUCAGUAUUCGGAUUUCGCAUGCGCAAUGGGAUGGCGUGUCGUUUCCCUGCCUUGUCCAUGACCUAAUGGCCGCCUACAAUGGAAUCAGCUUGCGUCCGACCUCGGAUUUUGCCGACUACCAAUAUUAUCGCGCCGCCCACAGUGGUGCAAACGCCUUUGCCUUCUGGGAGCGAUACUUGCGCGAUGGCGCCAUCACUUCCCCCUUCGAACCCCGGAACCCUGUGGACUGUCUCCCCGGGGAGGAAUUUACGACCAGGUGGCAUGUUGAGGCCAUCGCGCGGCCGCGGUUGCCCCUGGGGAUCACCAUGGCCACGCUCGUGAAAGCCGCCUGCGCCUGGUAUAUCGCAUGCCUCACAUCGCAAGACGACAUCAUCAUCGGGCAGACGGUCAACGCGCGCAGUCUUCCCAUGGACCAUAUCGAUGUAGUCCUCGGCCCCUGUCUCAAUUUCAUCCCAUUUCGAGUGGCCUUCCACCCGCAAUGGACCAUCCUUGAUCUCCUAAAGUCUGUCCGCGCACAAUAUACUGAAACACUGGGGCAUGAGUUCGUCGAAUUUAGGGAUAUAGUGCGAAAUGCCACUAACUGGCCGGAGAACACGCAAUUUGGUGUAAUCGUACAACACCAAAACAUUCAGCUGAGACAUGACAUGGACCUAGGAGGCAUUCAGGCGGAAUACUCCCUCUUUCCACAAUUUGAUCCUAGGGAUGAAGUAUUCAUUUUCACAGAGCCUUACCACAACCGGUUGGAGGUUCAAGUAUGUUCAAGUACUAGGAUUCUCUCGCCGGAGCGUGGUAGAUCCAUGGCCCAGGGCAUCUCCGCAACCAUUGAGCGCUUCUCACGCUCAUCGGAGAUGUUAGUAUCUGACUUGAGGACAAUGGAAGGUCUGUCCCAAAUGUGA